GAAAAAAAAUGCGGAAAACUACUGUGACGGAGAGGCGCAGAGGACGCGGCAACACAGCACGCCUCGCCAUGUGUGUUGCGUCGAGUCACUGAGCAAAAUUCCAUCAUUAUUUAACGUUAUUUAGCGGCUGCGUGGCCUCUGCCGGGACCCAGCGGUGAGCAUCAUGUCGGCCCCGAGCCCCAGUGCCGGGAGUGCCGCCUCCCCCAUGGGGCCCCCCCAGCAGUCUCUCUCCCCCAUGCCUCCACCCCAGGCCACCUCCCCGGCUGUGGGGCCACCCCAGGCACCCUCCCCAAUGGGACCCCCACAGGCACCCUCCCCCAUGGGCCCCCCAGUGAUGUCCCCCGGCCCCCAGCAGCAGGGGCCCCCGCCUGGCCCUGGGAUGUCCCCACAGAGCGGUCCUGGCCCCCACCACUCUUACCCCCAGGGGCCACAGGGGGGCCAGGGGUGGCAGCAGCCCCCCGGCCCCUACAUGAACAACUACCAGUCCCAGCCCUCCCAGGGGCAACAGGGCCCCCCCUCCAUGGGCCCCGGCAGCCACCACCCGCCCCAGGGCCCGCCAGGACCCCCAUCCAGCGGCGGCCUGGCUCCCCCUGCGAGUGGGGGGGGCCCGAACGGCCCCAGCCCCAGUGGUGGCAGCUUCCAGCAGGAGAACCUCCACGCGCUGCAGAAGGCCAUCAACACCAUGGAGGACAAGGGCAUGCAGAAUGACCCGCGCUACACCGACCUGGUCAACAUGCGCGCCAAGUAUGGAAACAUCAACAUGGGGCCGCCACCCCCCUCAGGGAGCACCGCGCCUGCCGGCACCCCAGGCCCCUCUGGGCCACCACCAGGGGGGCCGGCUUAUGGGCCCCCUGGCACCCCAGGCCCCGAGGGGCAGCGCACAGGGCUGCUGAACCCCAACCAAAUGCACCAGCUGCGGGCCCAGAUCAUGGCCUACCGCUGCAUUGCCCGCAACCAGCCAGUGCCCCCACAGGUCACCCAGCUGGCCCAGGGCCGCCGCCCCGAGCAGGACGCUUCCAGACCCAUGGGCCCGACCAUCUCUGGGCCCAGCGGACCCCCCUCAGGGCCCCCUAGUGGGCCUCCUGGACCUCCAGGACCCCCGACGGGUCCUCCCAGUGGGCCACCAUCAGGGCCACCUGCAGGACCACCUGCAGCCUCUCAAACUGGCCCCCCAUCAGGACCACCCGGCCCCCCUGGACCCCCAGGACCUCCGGGACCCCCCAGCAUGCAGUACCCCAGACACCCAGGUCCCAUGCCAGUGGUACGGCCGCACUACAAUGGCACAGGGCCACCGCAGACCCCACCCCCGCCCACCAGCGUGAUGAGCUCCCAGCCCGGCACCACGGGGCCCCUGCAUGGCACCACACCCCGCCCCCAAGUGCCCCAAGCCCCAACAGCCACCACGCCUGUUCCUGCCGGGGGCAAAACCAGCCGCGUCACCCCCAUCACCAAGCCCUCAGGCAUCGACCCGCUCAUACUGCUGCAGGAGAGAGAGAACAGGUUGGCAACACGCAUCGCCCACCGCAUUGACGAGUUGACGGCCCUGCCCGCUACCAUGGCCGAGGACCUCAAGAUCAAGGCCCAGAUAGAGCUGCGGGCGCUGCGGCUCCUCAACUUCCAGCGCCAGUUGAGGGCAGAGGUUGUUGGGUGUAACCGCAAGGACACCACGCUGGAGACGGCCAUCAACAUCAAGGCAUACAAGCGCACCAAGCGUCAGGGGCUGCGUGAGGCGCGCAUCACCGAGAAGCUGGAGAAGCAACAGAAGCUGGAGGCGGAGCGUAAGAAGCGGCAGAAGCACCAGGAGUACCUCAACGCGGUGCUGCAACACGGCCGGGAGCUAAAGGAGUUCCACCGGCAGAAUUCGCAGAAGAUCAACAAGCUGAACAAGGCCCUGCUGAUGCACCACAUGAACGCCGAGCGGGAGAAGCAGAAGGAGCAGGAGAGGAUCGAGAAGGAGCGUCUGCGGAGGCUCAUGCUGGAGGACGAGGAGGGUUACCGCAAGCUCAUCGACGAGAAGAAGGACAAGCGCCUCGCCUACCUCCUCACGCAGACCGACGAGUUCAUCGCCAACUUGACGGAGAUGGUGAAGGCACACAAGGAGGACCAGCGCCUCAAGAGCAAGGAGGAGCGCAAGAAAUUGCGCGAGGAGAGGAAGCGAGCACGCGAGGCCGUGUCAGAGGGUGGUGAGGAGGGGGAGAAGGUCAUCCACGUCCCCGUCAUGGAGUCAGCAACCGGAAACAUUGUCAGCGGUCUCCAGGCACCCACGGCGGACAACCUGGAGGCCUUCCUCACCGCCAACCCGGGCUGGGAGGUGUUGCCUGAUGAGGACUCAGACUCUUCCGAUGACGAGGAGAAGGCGGUGGUGGAGGAGGUGGUUGAGGAGGUGGAAGAAGAAAAGGAGAAAGAAAAAGAAGAAGAGGAAGACAAGAAGGGCGACAAACCAGAAGACGGCACGGUCCCAAGGGAGAUGCUGAAGAAGGCCAAGGUGGAGGACGAUGAGUACAAGAACAUUUCCGGAGAGAGGAACUACUACUCCAUCGCCCAUACCGUCAAGGAAACCGUCACCCAGCAGGCCACCAUCAUGGUCAACGGCCUGCUCAAGGAGUACCAGGUCAAGGGUCUGGAGUGGCUGGUGUCCCUGUACAACAACAACCUGAACGGCAUCCUGGCUGACGAGAUGGGGCUGGGCAAGACCAUUCAGACCAUCGCGCUGCUCACCCACCUCAUCGAGACCAAGAAGAACAAUGGCCCUUACCUCAUCAUCGUCCCCCUCUCAACCAUCUCCAACUGGGCCCUCGAGUUUGAGAAAUGGGCCCCCACUGUGCAGGUGGUCACGUACAAGGGGUCGCCGCAAGUUCGUCGCGUCGUGCAGAACCAGAUGCGUGCCACCAAGCUGAACGUGCUGCUCACCACCUACGAGUACAUCAUCAAGGACAAGGCAGUGCUCUCCAAGCUGAGGUGGAAGUACAUGAUCAUCGACGAGGGUCACAGGAUGAAGAACCACCACUGCAAGCUGACACAAACACUCAACACCUUCUACAACGCCCCGCACCGCCUGCUACUGACGGGUACGCCACUGCAGAACAAGUUGCCGGAGUUGUGGGCGCUACUCAACUUCCUGCUGCCCUCCAUCUUCAAGUCAUGUUCCACCUUCGAGCAGUGGUUCAACGCGCCCUUUGCCACCACCGGAGAGAAGGUGGAGCUGAACGAGGAGGAGACCAUCUUGAUCAUCCGCCGUCUCCACAAGGUGCUGCGUCCCUUCCUGCUGCGAAGACUGAAGAGAGAGGUGGAGGCCCAGCUGCCAGAUAAGGUUGAGUACAUCAUCAAGUGCGAGAUGUCUGGGCUGCAACACGUGCUGUACCGCUCCAUGCAGACCCGCGGCGUGAUGCUGUGCGCCGAGGACAAGAAGGGCCAGAAGAGCAACACCAAGGCGCUCAUGAACACCAUCAUGCAGCUGCGCAAGCUCUGCAACCAUCCCUUCAUGUUCCAGCACAUCGAGGAGGCAUACUGCAACCACACCGGCUUUGCGGGCGGCAUCGUGCAGGGACCUGACCUGUUCCGAGCGUCCGGCAAGUUUGAGCUGCUGGACCGCAUCCUGCCCAAGCUGUACGCCACCGACCACCGCGUGUUGCUCUUCUGCCAGAUGACGCAGCUCAUGACCAUCAUGGAGGACUACCUCAUGUACAAGGGAUUCAAGUACCUCAGGCUUGACGGUAUGACCAAGUCUGAGGAUCGAGGGGAACUCCUGCGUCUGUUCAACACCUCCCGCGAAUACUUCCUCUUCCUGCUGUCCACGCGUGCCGGAGGUCUCGGCCUCAACCUGCAAUCUGCCGACACUGUCAUCAUCUUCGACUCGGAUUGGAACCCACACCAGGAUCUGCAGGCCCAGGAUCGCGCCCAUCGUAUCGGCCAGAAGAACGAGGUGCGAGUGUUACGUCUGAUGACCGUCAACACAGUGGAGGAGAGAAUCUUGGCCGCCGCGCGCUACAAACUCAACAUGGACGAGAAGGUUAUCCAGGCUGGUAUGUUCGAUCAGAAGUCCACCGGCUCGGACCGUCGCCAGUUCCUGCAAGCCAUUCUGUCCAACGACAAUGAAGAGGAGGAGGUAAGUGAGGAGGAUGAGGCGCCAGAUGACGAGACAAUCAACCAGAUGAUCGCGCGAGGGGAGGACGAGUUUGAGCAGUUCCAGAAGUUUGACGAGGUGCGGCGGAAGGAGAGCAACCGCCCCAGACUCAUGGCCGAGGACGAGCUGCCCGAGUGGAUGCUGAAGGAGGAGGAGACGGAGGUGGAGGAGGAGGAGGAGCCAGAGGAGCUGGGAGACCGUCGGGCACGGUCCAAGAAGGAGGUGGACUACACGGACAGCCUCACCGAGAAGGAGUGGCUCAGGGCUAUUGGGGCAGUUGAGGAUGAUGGGAAGGAGGCGAUGGAGGAUGACGAGGAGGAGGUUGUGGCGACAAAGACCAAGCGCGGCUCCAAGGGGAAGAGGAAGAGGCAGGACGACUUGGAGAACGACGAUGACCCCAAGCCCAAGAAGCGCGGUCGGCCAGCCAGGGAGAAGCCGGCCGCCCCCAAGAACAAGAGACUCAUACGGCAGCUGAAGAGACUCAUGGACAUUGUGAUCAAAUACGAGGACAGCAGCGACGGCCGCGUGCUGAGCGAGCCCUUCAUGAAGCUGCCGUCGCGUAGGGAGCUGCCGGACUACUACGGGGUCAUCAAGCGGCCCAUGGACAUAGUGAAGAUCAUGACCAAGAUCGAUGAGGGACGGUAUGAAGAUCUAAAUGACCUGGAGCACGACUUCAUGCUGCUGUGUCGCAACGCCCAGGAGUACAACGAGGAGGCGUCCAUCAUCUACGAGGACUCCAUCGUCAUGCAGAGCGUCUUCCUCAAUGCCCGCGAGCGCAUUGAGACGGAGGCCGACAACCUACCAGAGCAAGGUGAGGUUGAAGAGUUUGAAGAGGAAGAGGAGGAGGAGGAGGAAGAGGAGGAGGUUGCACGUAAAAAGAAGGGCAAAAAGAACAAGGGGGAGAAGGGCAGAGGUCGCAGGAAAAGGGUCAAGUACGCCGAUGACUCAGACGACGAGGAGGAUGAUGACGACGUGAGUAAGAGAGGAGGACAGUAGAGACCUGGCCAGCGGGACGGAGGAGGAGGUGGAGAUGAGGUGUAGCCCCCCACCCCUCCCCACCUUACCCCCCCAGCAGUAGUAACAAUGCUAGUCCUUCUCUGUGCCCCUUCUGCCAUUCACCCUUUCUCUCCUUCCUCACAUCUCUUUCCUCACCCCUUCCACAACUCCCUCCCUCCUUAGUACACCCACACUGCUGUCUCUGCCUUUCACCCUUUCUUUACUUCAUGUCCCCUUCUUAAAACCCCUUCCAUCACUCCUUCCCUCCUUAGUACAUCCACUGCUGUCUCUGCCUUUCCAUGCCUGACCUUCCUCCUCACUAUUCAAUGCUCUUUCUUCCCUCUCUACUCCAAGAUGAUGACAGGCUAUUUCCUCUCUUCCAUCCAUACUCUACUCCCCUCAGAAAUGCCCAGAGCUCUUCCUUUUCCUUUUAAGAUUGGUUCCCUCCUUCACUACACACACUGCCCUUCUCUCUCUACCCCGAAAACUAAUUAUCAUCUUAGUGCCCCCCCUAAUAAAAGCUCUGAUGCCUGACUCUGUUUAGAAACACCCUCUUCAGAGCACACUCAAAAUAAAAAGUAAUUCCCCAUCCCAUGACACCAAUGGCCUCAUCUCUCUUCAGUGUUGUGCUCCCUUGCUAGUCAUUCCUCCCUAUCCCCUCCCCUCCUUUCCAUUUUGGCACUUGACCUCCUCCCUCCUCAUCUACUCCCGUUCUUUCCCCUUAUAGAACAUAACCUCCCUUCCCACCCUAUCCCCCUGUAGCACUUCUCCCUCCCCACCUGCUCCCCUCCCCCUGUGGCUGCUGGCUGGGUCAUUCACCUGUAAGGUCACUUGGCAUGGCUGCUCACCACUGCUGCUGCUGCCACUUUGCGCCUCUCCGCCACACUGGACGACUGACGCGCCCGAAUACCCAGCGGCCGUUUUUGCUCCCCCUGGCACUGGGUGCAUGUGGGUCCGUCUCUCUGUCGUCCGCGGGAGGCGUGGCGGUUCUUAAGUUCAUCCUUAGUUUGUUUGUCUCCUGCCUGCAGCAUUUUGAAGACUUGUAUUUUCCACUUGGUUCAUGUUAUUUAUUUAUUUUUGUUUUAUCAUUUUAUUCUUCACUUUAUGUAUUUUAAGGCUCACUUUUCAUUCUCCAUAUUAUGAUUUCAGUACCUUUUCUUUCUUGCCUUGCUGUUUUCAUUCAUUCCAUCUUUUGAAGCUCUUAGCCGUAAGUUUUCUUCUCUUACCUUCGUUCCAGAAUGAUUUUCUUUACUGUUGCUUUUUUCAGUGAGGUGGAAAGGCGCCUGAGGCAAGAGAAGAACAAAGGUGUAUUUGAUGUGAGGCGCGGCUUAGCUUAGGCCUCCUGGCUUGGUCGGCUUUUGAGGGGUACAUAGAUAUAUGGUGAUGGUGGGGCUCUUGUGACGGUGUGAAGGACUGCUUGUCUCGUACACGGCUGGGAGAAAAGGGUAACAAAGGCCAGUAUUAUCAGACUUUUUCGGCUCUCACAGCAACUAUUUCAUUAGGCCACAAAGGAGAUUGGUUGGGUUCUCAUGAGUGCUCACAUUCAUGGUGCAGAAGCCUCAUCAAGCUCCCACCAGGCUGGUAAAACUACCCAUGGAAAUACCCACACAACAACCUCCACAAAAGCCUUAUCGAAUCUGGGUGUGUGAGCCCCGAAAUGUUUGAGAGUAUUGGUCCAAGACUCCUCAGCACUCCAGACCAGCAGAGUGAAGCUAAAUCUCAUGGGCAACAAUUAACACAUUCGCAUCACACCACUAUUCAGUUCUCUAAUGGGUGCUUCUUCGACCUAGUGAGGGAAUUUGGUGUCAAGUUUGUAAUUUUCAUAAACUUAGUCCUGUCGUGUAAGUUAGAGGGUCCCGGGGUUGGGUAGAGAGGCAGGUAGAAGCAGCCACUAGUUUUGAUAUGGCAGGGAAAGGGUUUAAAGUUUACCCUAUUGUUCAUCUUAACUGGAAUCGUCUCACUCACAGGGCAAACGGCUGCAUCCUGUCGUGAUUCACGGUUAGAUUCUUACCAAGUGGCAGCAUUUUCACUUUUCUGACAUUUUUUUCAUGAAUUCCACCACACAUUUUUUUCCACCACUUUUCAUUCACUUCAUAACUGGUGGGUGGGUAGUGGGUAAGUGGGCAGACGUCUGUGGGUUGAGUGACGUCCUUGCAUGCAACCUUAGCCUGUGAUGGUGCACGAGAGAACACUGUAUUGUCACAAGAGGGUCAGGAUGUUUAGUACUUGUGUUAUAGUCUUUGGGUGUCCCGGGCAGGGGGAAACAGAGAUCAAUGAGUGCAGCGGCCAUUACAUUACCAGGCAAGAGGAACGUGAGAUUAAGAAGACUGAAUAUUCUAAUUCAUGUAUAUUUAUAGUAUUGAAUAUGCACAAAUGAAAGUUUGGCCAAUUUAUAAGUUAUGAACAUUUUAGCCUGUCAUGUUUGCAUAUUAUAAAUGUAACAGGUUGAGAGGUAUAAUUUGUAUUGAGUAAUUCACAAUGUACACUAAUAGUUAUUGUAUUAAGUCUAAGACAGUGUCCUCUGUGCUUUUAGUUAACUUAUUAAAAGGGAGGGAAGGAAGGAAGGAGAAUAUCUUUUAUGUCAAACAAGUUGCCCAUCUCAUUCCAUGGUGUAGUGUGUGUCUCGUCAACAUGCUAGACUGUACAGAGGAAUGGAAGUGUAGGUGUCAUGAUACACAUUAAUAAAUAUGUCCAGAA
Molecule: messenger RNA, 7816 nt
Organism: Eriocheir sinensis (Chinese mitten crab)
Lineage: Eukaryota; Metazoa; Arthropoda; Malacostraca; Decapoda; Varunidae
Gene: brm
Product: transcription activator BRG1-like
Exons: 23
Coding region: 164-5119 (1651 amino acids)
Biological process (GO): positive regulation of transcription by RNA polymerase II
Cellular component (GO): nucleus
Molecular function (GO): ATP binding; DNA binding; transcription factor binding
Source: RefSeq, a predicted model, not a curated record